CUCCCUAUAAGAAGAACAGAUCGGAAAGAAAAAAAAAUCAGACAUUCGAAACAUAAUUUUAGGGAAGAGGAACAGAUUAUUAAUUCCAUCAUUUCAUCUUUUGAUCAAUUACUUCUUUAGUUCAGUUAUCAUGGCAUCCAAUGACACUCUUUUAAACAAGGAAACUGAACAGGUGAAGGUGGAUACAGUAGAUCAUAGAACAUAUCCAGCAGGAGAACAUGGAGAAGAAAAGACUACAACUGAAAACAUCCAAGUCGUUCAUGAACAAGUAGUACCUCCUCCUCAAGACGAUGAACACAACAAGGUGGAUAGUGCUGCUGCUGCUGCCGGCCUCCCUGCCCAUGCUGCCACCCCAGGUAUCUUUGCUGGUGCUGCAGCCUCAAUAGCAAGUACUUAUCAAUCUGCUAAAGACUUUGCUUUCUCAUCAACUACUAACAAUACCCACAACACAGAUGAAGACACUCUCCGUUAGUUCGUCUUUGUUUCAGGCGCCUUGUUUUAAGGUGUGGUUGUGUGUGUUUGUAAUCUGCUUAUUAGUUCAUAACCCGCAAGAAUGAAGAAAAAAAGGUUAUGUUUUGAUUGAACUUGCGAUUAAGUUAUCUGUUGGAUUUUAGUUAGUUUACCUGAUUUAUGAUCUUGGUGGUUGUUACCUUCCUAAUUAAAACAUUAUUAAGCCAAUAUUGGUGAUAAAUUUCUUCUAAA
This is a messenger RNA of Papaver somniferum (opium poppy), 702 nucleotides long. RefSeq lists its product as uncharacterized. The record is from RefSeq and is a predicted model, not a curated record. The coding region runs from base 131 to 472 and encodes 113 amino acids. Lineage: Eukaryota; Viridiplantae; Streptophyta; Magnoliopsida; Ranunculales; Papaveraceae. The transcript has 2 exons.